Messenger RNA from Diachasmimorpha longicaudata, 2262 nucleotides. RefSeq lists its product as uncharacterized. Lineage: Eukaryota; Metazoa; Arthropoda; Insecta; Hymenoptera; Braconidae. The coding region runs from base 60 to 2069 and encodes 669 amino acids. The transcript has 8 exons. The record is from RefSeq and is a predicted model, not a curated record.
ACGAUCUCCUGCAAGACAUCCACAGUAUUCCAAAAUCGUCAGGAGAAAAAUCUCAGAACAUGAGACUUUUAUUUCUACUGGGGCUAGUUGUGUCCCAGUACCAGGUGCAUUGUCAAAUAACAAUUGCAAUUGAGCUCAUCAGUUUUGCCUGGUCUGCAUUGGAAAAAAUAAACACCGCUCAUGACGCAUAUAGUAAAUUAACAACUCCUUCAACCGCUGAUAUAAUGAAGAAAACUAAUGAAAUUGCGGAGUCUAUUGACAAGUUGGGAAACAGACUAGAGGAAAAAAUACAACAAUCAAUGGACACCCUCUUAACUCGCAUACCACUCUUGGGUCAGAUUAGUGCUGAUGUGCAGCUGUUAAACAGUCACAUCUCAAGAAUUGAUCAAUUGUAUGGAGAUAUGGAGCAUUAUUUGCGAGCUCCGACAGACUUCAGUGAAAGUGCUCUCAACAAUCUAAUAAAGAGUUACACUUCGAACGAUGGUGAUGAUGUGGAAGGGAAACUUGGUCUGAUUUAUGGGCUACUCAUUCCAAAAGGAUUGGCACUAUUUAAAAGAAGCUUGUUUCUUCUUUUAGCUCAAGAAACACAGGAAUAUGGUCUUGAGACAUGUGGUACAGGAGCACCACCUCAACAACGUCUUGUCGAACUUUUUGAUAUUGUUAUCACAACAGAAAUGAGGGGCUUUGCCAUGCAAGGUUUCGGUGCUCUGAUGAAAGGUUAUGAAGAUGGCAAGAAUUACACUGGCGAUGUGAAAAGGGCUCAACAGAAAUUAGUGAAGAGAGCUGAAGAAUACGUACUACUGCUCGCACAAACUAUGUCUCUUGCGGCCAGACAAUUUCGAGCAUGCGAUCCACCCAAAGGCCAUGUGCGAGACAGUACUUUCUAUGAAUUUGAAAAAUUCCUGCAAGCUUUCAUAGUCCAAGAGAAUGCCCUUAGGGUCGAUCAUCGCUGCCCGGACGAUUGCAAGAAGUAUGUAGAGCCAGGUCGCGUAUAUUACGGAUGUAGAGGAUAUGAAUGUACCCGUUCCCCUACUACAUGCUAUGGUCGGGUAGCGUACUGUAAAAGGAUGGGUACAUCUGCACGUGCGUGUGAAUAUGACGGCUCAUUACCAAGACGAUAUGAAUGGUUUAAAGACGCAGCGGGUGAUCUAUACGGAGAUGAUUCAAGGGGAUGUCCAGCGCCAGGAUCGAAAACGUAUGGAUUCAAAGUUACAUCGUCCAGUAAUGAGCUCUGUGAAAUUUGCAGAUGUAUUUGUGGAGAAGAUGCAGUAGAGUCCAGGUCUAAACAUUUUGUCAGCCUGCGACCGCAACUAACAAAUGUGGAAGACAACAUGGUGGUCAUUGGGCUGGCAUUCUUGAUGAAAAAAGACAUAGCUCAUGUUCAAAUAAUGCAAGGUCAGAUGUCUACAGAAGCAACUAUACUUGAAAAUAGUACCGUUUGGAUGGAGCCUGAAGACAUUGAAUACGACCGGGAGCCAAGCGAAGCAGAUUACACAUUUAAGUUCAUCAAGAGAACUGAGGACGGUGAAAUUGAGCAAUUGGUAAACGAUAAGGAUGUUGCUCCUUUAUCAUGGGAGCAAAGAAGAUUCUAUUUAGAUAGACUCACAUUACCACCAAAUUAUGUUAUGACCGGGAUAAAAUUUGGAACAGUCGAUUCUAAUGCACGUUCCUUACAAUUGGAAUUACAUGCAACACAGUUCGAUGAUGAGACAGGAAAGUUAGACCCUACCACUGGUAUGUGGAUUACACCUGACGACAUGCCCUAUACGCAGACACCGCAAUUGAGGCAAGAGCACACUUAUGUGGGAUUCGAAAAUCCGGUCAAAUCUCAGCAGACUAAAAUAGAUUCGAAGCCAUAUUAUUACAUAGACAUGGAUUGGACAAAUUAUCCAAAAGAUGCAGGACAAACGACGAUACCAUUGCUAGAUGCUAUUCCGGUGUACUCCACGCCAUUUACUCCUCUGUCAGGAGUUGGAUUAUACCACAAGAGAGAAGCUGGAUAUGGCGGAUUCCUAACUUUGGUACUGGAAGGAGUCGAUAAAAGUCGCUAUGUGCAAUCAAAGGUUUGAAAUAUCCUUGGACGUACACCAAUGAGGGUAGAAUACCAAUCUUAGGUCGAUUUAUGUCAUCUGUCUGUCAAUGAAAUUUAUGACUGAAUUUCAAUUAUGAUUUUAAGAAAAAUUUGGCCAUAAUAUGUAUCCUGUCACUUGUAGGAUAUUGUCUUGAAAAUUUAAUAUCUAAUAAAGAUGAUUAUCGCAGCAA